This is a messenger RNA of Epithele typhae, 891 nucleotides long. RefSeq names its product peptidase M50B-like-domain-containing protein. The transcript is spliced from 12 exons. The record is from RefSeq and is a predicted model, not a curated record. Lineage: Eukaryota; Fungi; Basidiomycota; Agaricomycetes; Polyporales; Epitheliaceae. The coding region runs from base 1 to 891 and encodes 296 amino acids.
AUGCCGUCCGUAUACCCCGCCCCGGACCAUACCUUCGCGGUCUUUGCGCGCGCCGCGCAGGACUCGCUCGCCCCGAACGAGACGCAGCGGAACACGCUGAUCGUCGCGGGGGUGUACAUCAUCGCCAUUCUCAUCCUCUGGCAUGUGCCAUACGUGUCUGUUAUCAUCUACCCCUUCAAGCUGUUGACCGUUGGGUUCCAUGAGAUGAGCCAUGCCUUCGCUGGUGUGCUCACCUGCGCGCAUAUCCACUCAAUAGAGCUCGAUCCGGACGAAGGCGGCGCGACCCGCAUGUCCGGGGGCAUCCCGUGGAUCACCCUCCCCGCAGGUUACCUCGGUUCGUCGCUCAUCGGCGCCGCGCUGAUCGCGUGCGGGUUCGACACGAACGCGAGCAAGGUCGCGUCCCUCGUGCUCGCGGUGUUCUUCAUCUUCACGCUCUGGUGGGCGCGCAAGAACCUGCUAUCAUGGAUCCUCAUCUUGGGCAUGGCCGGCUUGAUUGUGGCCUUUUGGUUCAUCGCGAACGGGGUUGCGUUGCGGUACCUUAUUCUCUUCAUCGGGGUCAUGUCGGACAUGUACGUUCUCUGGGAUGUCAUCGACGACACCAUCGCGCGGAAGGUCAACGGUUCCGACGCCUCCGCCUUCUCUGAUAUCUGCGGCUGCUGCCCGUCGCAAGCAUGGGGCGUCCUCUGGCUCCUCAUCGCCAUCGCCUUCUUCGCCGCCGGCGUCAUCGUCGGACUCGUCGCGUUCAAGGAUUCGGCGGCGGAGCAGGCGGCGGACUCGAAGCACUUCCUGCCCGUGCCCGGACAGAGUGGAGCGCUGCAGACGCUGCCCGCGUCGCUGUCGAUGCUCGCGUGCGCGGCACUCACGGGCUCGGUGCUCCUGCGGCGGUGGUGA